AUUUUCUACGAUGAAAUGUUCAACUCUUGCAAUAUUCGUGACGGGAUGUAGUCUCUGCAUUUCUGAAAAAUCGGAAGAAUCGUCACCGAGAGUAAACACACCCUUGGGAACGAUCGAAGGUUUUUACAACACCUCGAGCAGCGAUAAAAAAUACGAAGCUUACCAAGGUAUACCCUACGCCACACCACCGAUCGGAGAGUUGAGAUUUGAACUUCCCGUACCGAUAUCUCCAUGGAACGGAGUUCUGAUGGCGAAGAAAUUCGGCUCGUCGUGUAUACAAUACGGCGCUGUGGCGUCGAUGCAGAACACCGGGAACAGCGUGAGCGACUCCGAGGAUUGCCUUUACUUGAACAUUUACACACCAUUGCGGCGAAACGAGGAAGAUAGAAGACCCAAGAAAUCCGUGCCAGUUAUAUUUUACAUUCAUGGCGGUGCAUUCAGAGCUGGAAGUGGAAUGUAUUACGGGCCAAAGUACUUGCUCAACGAGGACGUGAUCCUCGUCACCUUCAAUUACAGACUUGGACCUCUUGGUUUUCUCAGCACGGAGGACGACACGGUCCCCGGAAAUAUGGGACUCAAGGAUCAAGUGGUCGCGUUGCGCUGGAUCCAUGAUAACAUUGGAUCGUUUGGUGGUGAUCCGAAGCAGGUUACGAUCGUUGGUCAGAGCGCCGGUGGUGCGGCAGUGCAAUACCACUUCCUGACUAACAUCACGUCAGGUCUAUUCCGAGGUGGAAUGUCGAUAAGUGGGACCGCGCUGAACUGUUGGACCCAGACCGAAGCUGCUCUGUACAAAGCGAAGAAACUUUCCGCCAUCGUUGGCUGUCCGUAUGAAAAUGUGAAAAGCAUGGUUGAUUGCUUGAAAACGCGAGACGCGCAUGAGAUCGUUAAAGCAUCUGGAACGUUCUCGCCCUGGUUGUACAAUCCGAUAUCCCCGUUUGGACCAGUAGUUGAGAAGGGUGGUGGUGAGUUCACGAUGAUCGAUCGACCACCGAUUGAUUCGAUAAUUUCUGGUAGAGUUCAGGAUCUACCGUGGAUGACGAGUAUCGUGAGUCAGGACGGGCUGUUCCCGGCUGCCGAAUUCGUAGCAAAUGCAACACGCUUGGCGGACUUGAACCAAAAUUGGAUGCGCAUAGGACCCGAGUUGCUCGACUACAUAUUUACGAUACCGGAAAUGGAGCAGCCGAAGGUGUCUGGGAGGGUGAGGUAUCAUUACUUGGAAAAUCGUCCGAUCGACAACUCGACGGUAAAGCAAAUGAUCCAGAUGGUGACGGAUCGUUUGUUCGGCUACAGUGCCGAAAAGGCGGCGAGACUUCAGGCACGAGUAAUGCGGAACCCGGUGCUCUUUUACUAUUUCUCGUACAGAGGAGCCCACAGUUUUAGCGAAUACUUGAGUGGCAGUAAAGAAAACUUUGGCGUCAGUCACAUCGACGACAUUGCUUACGUUUUGGAUUCGUAUUUCGAUCCAACUACGACACAACGCGAUCGGGAAAUGCAGAAGAGGAUGAUCGGUAUAUGGAUAUCGUUUGCAACCGGUGGUAAGAUGCUGAAGACGGGUAUCAGGUGGCCCAGGACGAGCAGAUCAACCUUCAAGGAUUUCCGGUAUUUGCAUAUCGCGGGACCGAGACUAAGGGAAAUAACUACGGAUAGAAGCUGGAACUUUGGAGAUAAGAAAUUUUGGAAUAGUCUCGGAUUUCGUGAAAACAUCAUAGAUCCAUACGAGGACGAUGAAGACAUACUUUUCAAUUAUAUUUAAUUUUGAAUCGCUACACUGAAUGGUUUGGUCAAGUGUAGUGCAGUGUGCAUCGUCACCUGAUAAUCUCAGCUGUUCAAGAAAUUAAACUACAGUACAAUAAAUAGUACGACUUUGAA
Messenger RNA from Diprion similis, 1869 nucleotides. Its product is annotated as venom carboxylesterase-6-like. The transcript has 7 exons. The coding region runs from base 11 to 1753 and encodes 580 amino acids. The record is from RefSeq and is a predicted model, not a curated record. Lineage: Eukaryota; Metazoa; Arthropoda; Insecta; Hymenoptera; Diprionidae.